Messenger RNA from Ostrea edulis (European flat oyster), 2272 nucleotides. RefSeq lists its product as uncharacterized. The coding region runs from base 144 to 1313 and encodes 389 amino acids. NCBI's taxonomy places the organism in Eukaryota, Metazoa, Mollusca, Bivalvia, Ostreida, Ostreidae. The transcript is spliced from 8 exons. Gene Ontology annotation, molecular function: GTPase activity; GTP binding. Gene Ontology annotation, biological process: intracellular protein transport; vesicle-mediated transport. The record is from RefSeq and is a predicted model, not a curated record. Gene Ontology annotation, cellular component: cytoplasm; plasma membrane.
AUCCAACAUUUAAAUGGCACGUGGAAAUUUUAGCUUGUCGUCUCCCUAGUAUAUAUAAACCUGUGCCGAUAUAUGAAAUUAAAAGAAAAAACAUUGAAGCUUGAGACUAAUUAAAGAAAUUUAGUGCAGAAAUUAAGAAAACCAUGGGACUAUUUCUCUCCAAAUUAACCACUCUUUUUGAGUCUUUUUCCUCCCGGUCACCGGCGAGAAUAAUUAUGCUUGGUUUAGAUGCUGCUGGGAAAACGACCAUUUUGUAUAAGAUUAAACUGAACGAGAAUGUGUCCACCAUACCUACCAUAGGUUUUAAUGUGGAGACAGUAUCCCCGGUAAAGGGCGUGUCCUUCACGGUCUGGGAUGUUGGGGGUCAGGACAGAAUUAGACCGUUAUGGAAACACUACUACCAAAACACUGAAGGUCUGGUAUAUGUAGUAGACAGUAACGACAGAGAGAGGAUAGCGGAGUCACGUGAAGAACUGUUCGGAAUCCUCCAAAACGAUGAAAUGAGAGGAGUUCCGGUGGUGGUUAUCGCUAACAAACAAGACCUUCCAAAUGCUCAAAGUACCUCGCAGGUGGCAGACCAAAUGUGCUUACACAGGCUGACGUCACGAAAAUGGUUCAUUCAAUCCGCAUGCGCAACAACAGGUGAAGGCAUAUACGAAGCCAUGAAGGAAUUAGCAACUAUGGUUAAAGUGUAUAAGAAGGGGCUUAAAUGGAAUCACUCAGCAACCAAUAAGCGUCAAAUAAUGGGUUUACUGCUUUCUAAAUUGUACUCUGUUUUCGAGUCUUUCAGUGCUGGGACACCGGCUAGACUUCUCAUGUUGGGAUUAGACGCAGCUGGAAAGACAACAAUUUUGUAUAAAGUCAAACUAAAUGAAAUAGUUACCACUAUCCCAACCAUUGGAUUCAACGUAGAAACUGUACAACCAUUGAAAGGGAUUUCAUUUACUGUGUGGGACAUCGGAGGACAAAAUAAGAUACGGUCGCUGUGGAGGUUCUACUUCCAGGACUCUGCAGGAUUGUUAUACGUCGUGGAUAGCAGCGACAGAGAAAGGAUCUCCGAAUCUCGUGAAGAGCUGUUUAAAAUUCUUGACAGUGAUGAACUUAGGGGGGUACCAGUCGUGGUUAUCGCCAACAAACAGGACCUGCCUAAUGCAUUGAAACCAUCAGAAGUCGCUGAUUUAAUGUGUUUACAUAAGCUAUCUUCCCGAAAAUGGUUCAUUCAAGCCGCAUGCGCAACAUCAGGCGAGGGAAUAUAUGAAGCCAUGAGUGAAAUGGCGACAAUGGUCAAAGAACAUAAAGCGAGCCACCACUGAAUGGGCAGUUUAUGCUUACAAUGAAGGCAAAAUUAAUGCGCAAUCUAUUUCUGACGGGGAGAUGUACUACGUUAUUGUGUUAUUCAAGAUGAGCAGAAGGAGGAAAAACGUAUUCAUCUCUGCUCGACAGUGAGCACUGUUCAGAUUGUCCUUCAGUUCUAGUGACCGCUUACUGUCCCAGUCCGGUGUUCUACUGACCGCUAACUUUCCCAGUCCAGUCUUCUGCUGACCGCUAACUGUCCCAGUCCAGUCUUCUGCUGACCGCUAACUGUCCCAGUCCGAUGUUCUACUGACCGCUAACUUUCCCAGUUCGAUGUUUCACUGACCGCUAACUGUCCCAGCCCGAUGUUCUACUGACCGCUAACUGUCCCAGCCCGGUGUUCUGCUGACCACUUACUGUCCCAGCCCGGUGUUCUGCUGACCACUAACUGUCCCAGUCCGAUGUUCUACUGACCGCUAACUGUCCCAGUUCGAUGUUCUACUGACCGCUAACUGUCCCAGUCCGAUGUUCUGCUGACCGCUAACUGUCCCAGUCCGAUGUUCUGCUGAUGAAGCCAUUCUCUUUUGCAUCAGACAAAACAGAAUCAAGGUGUGAACGGGAAAUUCUCCAGAUUUGAUACGAAGAUGGAAUUUUAUUAAAUGGCUCUGACCAAACCGAAUUCAAGGAACUUUCAGUAUUGAACUAGUGGAUGAUGAUACAGCGAAGCAGUUUCUAUCAGACUACCGUGCACAACGGAAUGCCGUGCAGGUCUUUACUGUCUAGUAUCUGUAAUGUCUAACAUCAAUUUGGUUCAAUUGUUUAUUAGAAAAACACGUGUUAUAUUUUUUUCUGCUAUGUUUGCGAACUUCUUGUUUUCGUUUAACAAACCACAGCAAACCUUUUAUCAAUCAAACGUUGGGGUUCAGAUCUUAAUCGUAUUAUUGCAUAUCAAAAACAAAAUUAAAAUACUGCAAUUUUC